Miscanthus lutarioriparius is the source of this 873-nucleotide messenger RNA. The record is from the annotation of a GenBank genome assembly. Lineage: Eukaryota; Viridiplantae; Streptophyta; Magnoliopsida; Poales; Poaceae.
AUGGCUUCGCCUUACGCCGGCGGCGUGCAGCCUCCCUCUCCCGCUGCGGCGGUGCAGCAGCAGCAGCAGAAGAACCACUCCCUGGCGUUCCGCGUGAUGCGGCUGUCUCGCCCCUCGCUCCAGCCAGACCUGGCCGCGCUGCUCCGCUUCGACCCACGCGACGUCUUCCUCCCUGAGGACGCGCUCACCGGCUGCGACCUGUCGGCCGCCGCCAAAUUCCUCGACGGCCUUCUCCACCCUGCGGACUCCGCCACCGCCGUCCCUGGAGACUUCACCCUCCGCGACCGCUUCCUCCUCCGCGACCCAGCCGACGCGCUCGCUCUGCCGGGCCUCCUCGUCCUGCCCCAGUCGUUCGGUGCUAUCUAUUUGGGCGAGACCUUCUGCAGUUACAUCAGCAUCAACAGUAGCUCCAGCUUUGAGGCCAGGGACGUCGUCAUCAAGCCGACUGCAAGCAAAGAUGUUGAUCUCCGUGCUGUGAAAGUUCCACCUAUCAUAUAUGUGGAAAGAGCAUUUCUGGUCAAUCUGUGCCUUACAAAUCAAACGGACAAAACUGUGGGCCCUUUUGAAGUAUUUCUAGCUCCAAGCAUGUCGGGUGAAGAUAGAGCUGUUCUAGUCAAUGGACCACAGAAGUUGAUUUUACCUUUGGUGGAGGCUUUUGAGUCUAUCAAAUUUAAUCUGAGCAUGGUAGCCACCCAGCUAGGAGUGCAAAAGAUUUCCAGAAUUACAAUGUACGCCGUUCAGGAAAAGAAGUACUAUGAACCUUUGCCCGACAUAGAGGGCUCUCCAUGUGAACAAGGACUCUAUAAAUGUUCAUGCUGGCAGCAAAGUGGUCUCUUUCUUUGUCAAGGGAUGUUGAGGAAGCAGAAGCUGUAG